This is a messenger RNA of Seriola dumerili (greater amberjack), 912 nucleotides long. Its product is annotated as ES1 protein homolog, mitochondrial-like. The transcript is spliced from 5 exons. The record is from RefSeq and is a predicted model, not a curated record. Lineage: Eukaryota; Metazoa; Chordata; Actinopteri; Carangiformes; Carangidae. The coding region runs from base 68 to 742 and encodes 224 amino acids.
CCGGCACACCUCUACUGAGCAGCUCGACUUAACACAACUUCCUGGCUACCUGCAUAUACAAGGAAUCAUGGUGAAGCGUGUUGCAGUUAUUCUCUCAGGCUGUGGCGUCUAUGAUGGCACAGAGAUCCACGAGGCCUCCGCUGUCCUCGUCCACCUGAGUCGUGCUGGAGCAAAAGUGCAGAUGUUUGCCCCGAAUGCAGAUCAGAUGCACGUUGUAAAUCACUGUGAGGGGAAGCCUACAGAGGAGAAAAGAAACAUCCUGCAGGAAAGUGCCCGUAUCGCCAGGGGUGACGUGACUGAUCUGGCCAAGUUAGAUGUUACAGCAUUUGAUGCGGCCAUCAUCCCAGGUGGCUUCGGUGUGGCUAAGAACCUGAGUGACUGGGCAGUGAAGAAUAAGGACUGCACCAUCCAGCCACAGCUGGAGAAGAUCAUCAAGGCCUUCCACAAAGCGGGAAAGCCGCUGGGCAUGUGCUGCAUCUCCCCCAUCCUCGCUGCCAAAAUCCUGCCUGGCUGCGAGAUCACUGUGGGACAGGACAAAGAGUGUGAAAAGUGGCCGUAUGCUAAGACAGCAGGUGCUCUAAAGGAGAUGGGAUGCAAACAUGUGAACAAGGAUGUGGGAGAAGCUCAUGUUGAUGUCAAAAACAAGCUGGUCACCACCUGUGCCUUCAUGUGCAAUGCUCCAGUUCAUCAGGUUUUUGAUGGAGUAGGUGUCUUAGUUAAAGAGACACUGAAACUGGCUUAAGAAGUCUCCUCUUGAUGUUUGGUUUUAUUUACUGAAAAAGCAGCUGUUUGGGAUUUUAUAUACAGGCACUGUAUCUAAUAUUAAGCUGGUGGGCUUAUCUCCGAGCAUUUGUCUGCUAUACAAUCAAUGUGUUGUUUUGAGAUUUUGAAUAAAUUUUACUCUACAAAUUA